This is a messenger RNA of Candidozyma duobushaemuli, 1275 nucleotides long. RefSeq lists its product as uncharacterized. The transcript has a single exon. Gene Ontology annotation, cellular component: SAGA complex; transcription factor TFIID complex. Lineage: Eukaryota; Fungi; Ascomycota; Pichiomycetes; Serinales; Metschnikowiaceae. Bases 1 to 1275 code for a protein of 424 amino acids. Gene Ontology annotation, molecular function: transcription coactivator activity. Gene Ontology annotation, biological process: regulation of transcription by RNA polymerase II; DNA-templated transcription initiation. The record is from RefSeq and is a predicted model, not a curated record.
AUGUCUGCCACACAAACACAACAAAUGGCUACACAGCUACAGGUGAAAGGAAACCAAAGAUCUCAGCUUGAAGUGCUAAUAAAGGACUUCCAAAACAAACUCGGGAAGGAUUGGGAGAAGUAUCAUGAGCUGCUUACUCUCUAUCUUGUUGGAAAGCUCUCUAGAAGUGAAUUGGUCCUGAUUGUGGGACCAAUGUUGAAGAACGGUCUAAUCAAAUGGCACAACAAGUUUCUCUUGCUCAAUUUCGCCAACUCGCUUCAGGACAGUCCGGUGGAGUUUCUGUCUGAGCUAGCGUCGUUCUGGAAUAAGAAGAAUCUGAAAACGAAGAACGUCAGGCUGACUCAGUAUGAGAAGUUCAAACGCAAUAUCAUGGGCUUGCCCUUGAAGGAGAGGCGAAGAAUCAGGAGCAUCACUAGAGAUAGUGGAAAGAGAAACAAAAUCAAUGCGUCGAUCACGCUCACAAGACAAGCUUUGUUGCCAAAGAUUCCCAUGAUCCAAGACAAGGAACAGCAGCAGUUACAGGUUAACAAUUUGGUGCAAUGGCAACAGGAUGUUGUGAACGGAAUCAAUGCUCCUUUGGCAGCUACGUGUUACGAGUUGCCCGAUACAGAUAACUUGUCAAGGAGGGUGUUGAUGACAAUGAGGGAGCAUGGCUUGACUGGUGGUGUGAAUACCCAGGUUCUUGAGAUGAUCAGUCUAGGUUUGGAGGCACACCUCAAAACAAUCUUAGAAAACGCUAUAGAUGUCUCCAGAUACAGAGAGCAGAAGUAUAACUCCAAUGACUUCCUACUGCCCAAAGACGAUACCCCCGAAAAUGGCAGCAUGAUCAAUGGCCACAGCAGAGCGGAGUCCCUUUCAGGAAUUGGAAGCCGCAAAAGAAAUCAUGACGACUCACUGCCCACAAAGAAGGAGACAGUGGUGUUGAACGUGGAGGACAUGUACAAUACUCUAGAAAUGUUCCCUCAUUUAGUGGAACCAAACGGCGCCAAGAUCAGACUUUCGAAUGUGAUGUUACAAAAUGACGACCAGGCUGCUGACACGAAGCCUCAUUACGACCUCAAGGAACGCCCUGCCGAGGUCGAUACAGCAAUAAUAUCAAAUGGUGCCGUUAAAGACAAGAAAGCUCUCACAGUCGAUAAGGCUGCACAUUCCGAGAAUGGCCUGCAAAAGCCUCCACAAACGCCGCUGACUCAGAGCCAGAGCCAGAAUGGGGAAAAUACUGGCAGUGCUGAUGAGCUCAAGUGGCUUGUGCACGAUCUUAUCUCGGCGAUGUGA